Fimicolochytrium jonesii is the source of this 321-nucleotide messenger RNA. RefSeq lists its product as uncharacterized. The transcript has a single exon. The record is from RefSeq and is a predicted model, not a curated record. Lineage: Eukaryota; Fungi; Chytridiomycota; Chytridiomycetes; Spizellomycetales; Powellomycetaceae. Bases 1 to 321 code for a protein of 106 amino acids.
AUGCAAUCUCUCUCGACAUUCACAACGCAAGCCCUCGGAACCACCCUCCCUACCCUCUUCCACGCCGCCCACACCUCAACCUCCUCGUCCGCAACCUGCGCCGCAUACCCAACCGCAAUAAUGUCCUCCACACCGCCAACCGACAAGAAGCCCACCGAAAAGCCAGAGGAGAAACCCGCACCUGCAACCGACGACAGCGUGAUGGACGCCAUAUUCAAUAAACCGAUGAAGGGGCCUACUACGGGGCCGUAUAUACUUCAUGGGAAAACUCAGCCGUAUCCGCCGAAGAGGAUUCCGGUGGUUCCUGUUAAGAGGUUGUAG